Messenger RNA from Phacochoerus africanus (Common warthog), 4154 nucleotides. It is a transcript of the gene SELENOT, whose product is annotated as selenoprotein T. Gene Ontology annotation, biological process: cell redox homeostasis. The transcript is spliced from 6 exons. The record is from RefSeq and is a predicted model, not a curated record. Gene Ontology annotation, cellular component: endoplasmic reticulum membrane. NCBI's taxonomy places the organism in Eukaryota, Metazoa, Chordata, Mammalia, Artiodactyla, Suidae. Gene Ontology annotation, molecular function: thioredoxin-disulfide reductase (NADPH) activity.
UUCCCUACCCGACCUUGGCGGAUCGCGCCUGCGCGGUGGGGAGCAGCUCGCGGCUCCGGCUCGGCCUUGGGCUGGCUGCAGUCUUAGUGUGAGGGCGGCUGAAGUGGCUGGCACGUUUAUGAUGAGGCUUCUGCUACUUUUCCUGGUGGCGGCGUCGGCGGUGGUCCGGAGCGAUGCCUCGGCCAACAUGGGAGGCGUGCCUGGCAAGAGAUUAAAGAUGCAGUACGCCACGGGGCCGCUGCUCAAAUUCCAGAUAUGUGUUUCCUGAGGUUAUAGGCGGGUGUUUGAGGAGUACAUGCGGGUUAUUAGCCAGCGGUACCCAGACAUCCGCAUUGAAGGAGAGAAUUACCUCCCUCAACCGAUAUAUAGACAUAUAGCAUCUUUCCUGUCAGUCUUCAAGCUAGUAUUAAUAGGCUUAAUAAUCGUUGGCAAAGAUCCUUUUGCUUUUUUCGGCAUGCAAGCUCCUAGUAUCUGGCAAUGGGGCCAAGAAAAUAAGGUCUAUGCAUGUAUGAUGGUCUUCUUCUUGAGCAACAUGAUUGAGAACCAGUGUAUGUCAACAGGUGCAUUUGAGAUAACUUUGAAUGAUGUACCUGUGUGGUCUAAGCUGGAAUCCGGUCACCUUCCAUCCAUGCAACAGCUUGUUCAGAUUCUUGACAAUGAAAUGAAGCUCAAUGUGCAUAUGGAUUCAAUUCCACAUCAUCGAUCAUAGCCCCACCUAUCAGCACCGAAAACUCUUUUACAUUAAGGGAUUUUUGCAAGAGCAGCGGGACUGACGUUAUGAAGGCCUGUACUGAAGACAGCAAGCUGUUAGUACAGACCAGAUGCUUUCUUGGCAGGCUCGUUGUACCUCUUGGAAAACCUCAGUGCAAGACAGUUUUUCAGUGCUGGCACAUUUUGGAAUUCUGCACAUUCGUGGAGUGCAAUAACACUGUAUAGCUUUUUUUCUUCCCCAAAUCCAUUCAGUUAAUUUAAAAAAAAAAAUGCAGACAUUACUAUUUGUACCUUUUUUUCUUUGUCAUAUUUGAAAAAGUAGAAAAUGAGUUAAAAUUUGUUUUUUUUUCCCAAAGAUGUCUGUUAAAUCUGUUGUGAUUUUAUAUGAAUUUUCCUUUUUUAUAGUUUAAAAGUUGAUCUUUUCAGAUUGUAGCUAAAGUUCCCAAAUACUUUAUAAGAGUUUAUCAGACAUCUCUAAUUUGGUCAUGUCCAGUUUAUAUAGUUUUCAAAAUAUUGCAGAUUGUGAACAGUGCAUUAUAUAAGAUUAUGGGGAGAGAUCCUAUAUCCAGAGUACUCUACCAGUUUGUGUGUAUGUGUGUGUGCGUGUGUGUGAUUACCAGAGAACUACUAAAAGACCAACUGCUUUUUAAAUCCUGUUAUGUAGUUCAAGUGUCCUGCCUUGACCAAUUUAAUGAGUUGAUUAACUGGGCCUUUAUACUUAAUAAAAAACUAAGCAGAUGUAAGUUAAAAAGUUUGAAUUUAUUGCCCAACAUACCUAUUAACAUUACAUUUAACAGUUGUCAAUCUAAUUUUUUGUUUUUGACUCUCACAUUUCCUAGGGGAUGCAGUUUAGAGUCACACGAAUAAUAGGUCAUUUACCAUUUUUAGGAUAAUUGAUACUCCCCUCACCGAAGAAAGUUUAGUUGAACGUCUUUACAACGUUAAUAUUAGGUGAAUAGUGACACUUGUCUAAUAGUUUAACUUGUCUAACAUCAUAUACCAGAAUUUUACUAUAUUUGAUGAACAAAAUUGAAAAGUUUUUUAUUCAGUGAAUUUAAUAUCUUUCCAGAGUUCUAAGAAGAUAGUUUUUUUUUUAAACUUAAAUUGAUAAAGACUGUAAGAGUAAUUUAGCAGAAAUAGGACCAUGAUGUAGAAAAGUCAUCACAUAACAACAAUCAUAACAUACUUCAGCUUCCAUAUAGGAAUAGAAAUGAUAGACCUGGUGGGAGUAAAGGGAUUUAAGGAAGACUUAUAAAAAAGUUAUGAGAUAAUUCAACAUUGGGUCCACCAAACACUUAGCACAACCUAUAGUUGUCCGAGAAUAUUUGUUGAAAUACAUGUCUAGUAAUGAUCAUGAUUGUGACAGCCUCAAGGUGGAACAUACUGUAGUCUCUUGCUGAGAUGAAGUUAGUCUAAUAAGUCACUGCAGAAAAUUGAUUAAAUGCCUUAUCCUUUUAGUUAAGGCUAUAGAGCCAUUAAGCUAAGAUCAUAUGGUGGCAAGAGUCAAUACAGUUUAAGCUAGAGGUUACUUAGAGGUUAUUAUUUAAGUGUAAUAACAUUUUGUUAUCUCUGCCUAAGACUUAAAAACAUUAACUUGAUUUGUACCAGUCCAUAUUUCCUAUCUUUUGCAAGUUGAACACCCCGCUUGAGCCUAUGUAGGGUCUUUCUUCAGCAACAGACAUUCCACUAAUGAUACCAUGAACCUUUUGAUGUUUAGACCUUCUAAACUUGAGCCUUGGAUAGUCCCAUGAAGAAUCUGAUUUAAUUCUAACCUUUCCUGUGUUUGCUUUGGGUGAAUAACUUGUCUUUUGGAGAAUAGCUUUAAGUGACUUGGUCACUGAUAAAACUCAACUAUUUUGUUGACACCUGUUUCAAUAUUAUUUUGUCUUUGGCCGUAUUUAAAUCUAAGAUUUAAUGGUCUAGUGAAAAAAUUAGUGGAAAGCUUGAAUGUAAAAAAGAAAAAUAUAUGAAAAGGGAAAGUUAAACUAUUUGGAAUGUGGUUUUAUUAUAUUCCUAACAUUUCAAAAUGUAUUACAUAUUCGCUUACAAAUUGGUUUUGUUGUAUAGUUUUUAAAUGUCUAUGCACUAUAAUAAUUAGAAAAUCAUAGAACAUGGCAGCAGCUUGGCUAAUGUUAUUGGAGUUUUUACCAUAGUUGCUAUUGUGGAAGAAAUUAUUUGUUACAUUAAUAAAAAAAAAAGUUGGUGAAACUUGGCUUUAUACCUCAGCAUCAAAAUAUGCAAGACAAAUAUGCUUUCAGAAUAUUUAGCGCAUUAUUUAUAUAUGACGCUAAGAUAAUGACAGCUGUUGAUCAGCCUUUACCACCAUGAAAACAUAGCAGGAUCCCAGUUGGUGAUAGCUAUUUUGAAUGUUAUUAGUUUGGGACUUGGUUGGCAUUUUAUCAUUGUCAUAAUCUUAACUCAUUUAGAUUUUAAAAAAUAGCCUACAGAAGUGCCCACUGUGGUGCAGUGGGUUAAUGAUCAAGCCUAGCUACAGCUAUGGCUUAGGUCAUAUCUGCGGCUCACAUUCGAUCACUGGCCCGGGAACUACCAUAUGCCUUGGGUAUGACCAAAAUGAAAAAAAAAAAAAAAACCCUACAAAAUUUUAAAACAUGAUUUGAUAUUUAAUAAUAAGACAAAAAUCUUGAGAGAAACGAGGAGUUGUAAAGUUUGGGGGUUUACUUCUGCAGCAUUAUGAAAAUAAACUUUAUUAUACUAGUGUGAAAGGAACCCUUCCUUUCUGGAAUUGAAUCUGUGCCAGAGCACUUUAUAUGAUAGUUUGUAUUUAGAAAAUUUUAUGUUGUAAAAAUUGUCAAGUAAUGAUUUUUAAUGGCUUCUUAAUUCAACCAGUGCUAAUAUUCACCCAUCUCACUCCACCCCUGCCUCCUCCCAGCUAGCACUUGAGUCUUACUACACUACUCGUGGACCUUAAACUGCUUCUUGUACCUUGUGGUCCAGUUGUUGUGCCUCAGUGUUGCUGAACUAUUAAUAGCUCUGUGAUGUGUUCUGUGCUGGGGCAGAGCAAAGAGGAGCCAGUUUAUAUUAUUGACCUUCUUUACCCACAACCUCCAGAAUCCCUGAAAAAGUCAUACUAACAUCCCAAAAUCUGAAGAGAAAUAAAGUAAGAGCCUCUCUCUUAACCAAUAUAGACAGUUUAACAAUCAGAAGGGAAAGCAUAGUUCAGGUUUUUUUUUUUUUUUUUUUUUUGAGUCUAGCUAAGUCAUUUUCUUUACAGUCCUUAGUGCCUUUUCCCUAGGCUUUAGAAUAGCAACUAGUAACACCCAGAUCUGAACUCUGUCUUGAAGAAAAAUGGAAAUUGGUUGAAGAUACGGUGGGAAGAGGGUUACAUCACCCAUCCUCUAUCAAGACUUGUAGAAUGUCUUCUGUUGCCUAUGUAAGGUAAACAUGAGUUAAAUAAAAAGAAACAAUGUGAUAACUAGGCAAAA